UAAAUUAAAAAUCGUAAGUCGAUAGUUAUAUAUAAAUCACAAUGUCUCGUGGAACUUCAGCGGGUUUUGAUAGACACAUAACUAUAUUUUCUCCCGAGGGGCGUCUCUAUCAAGUUGAGUAUGCUUUUCAUGCAAUCAACCUUGAGAACGUCACUUCAGUGGCCUUAAAAAGCGGUGAUUGUGCUGUGGUCGCCACUCAAAAGAAAGUGCUGGGCAAAAAUGUUGUGCCCGAGUCGGUGACUCAUUUGUUUAGCAUUACCCCGGAAAUUGGAUGCGUUAUGACCGGUCGCAUUGCGGAUUCUCGAGCACAGGUGCAAAGGGCGCGUUAUGAGGCCGCCAAUUUCAAGUAUAAAUUUGGUUAUCCGAUGCCAGUCGAUAUACUUUGUCAACGUAUUGCAGACCUGAAUCAGGUGCACACACAGAGUGCUGAGAUGCGUCCGCUGGGCUGCAUUAUGGUGUUAAUAGCACAUGACGAUGAACGGGGACCGAGUGUCUAUAAAACUGAUCCGGCUGGCUAUUAUUGUGGCUUUCGGGCUUGCUCUGCGGGUGCCAAAAAGAUUGAAGCCGAGAGUUACUUGGAAAAGUGGUACAACGACACUUUGACCGAGGACAAGGCUAUACAAUUGGCCAUCAAUUGCUUAUCCAGCGUGUUGGGUGCGGACAUUAAACCCAAUAACAUUGAAAUUGGCAUUGUGAGUGAAAGGAAUCCGCAAUUUCGAAUACUCGAAGAGGCUGAAAUCGAAAAUCAUCUAAUUAAAAUCAGUGAAAAGGAUUAAACUACAAGCUUAAGAGCCUCAAGCAUGAAAAGAAUAAAUCCUUAGCAUAGAAUAU
Molecule: messenger RNA, 831 nt
Organism: Drosophila nasuta
Lineage: Eukaryota; Metazoa; Arthropoda; Insecta; Diptera; Drosophilidae
Product: proteasome subunit alpha type-6-like
Exons: 3
Coding region: 42-776 (244 amino acids)
Biological process (GO): ubiquitin-dependent protein catabolic process
Cellular component (GO): proteasome core complex, alpha-subunit complex; proteasome core complex
Source: RefSeq, a predicted model, not a curated record